AUCCAUGGAGCCUAGGGAGUGGAAGAAUUCAGUGGUACUCAGGCCCUCUGAGUUCAAGUCCCAGCCCUGCCAAGAGCUCUAUGUUGAUUGACAAGUCAUUUGAGCUCCCCUCUUCUUCCAUAUCUAUUCAGGGUUCAGCCAUCCGUUGCCUACUACAUACCAGCACUGACAUUCUAGGAUUCUGCAUGAGUUCUGUUUUAAUGCCCUUGGAGGUAUUGUUUCUCUGGGCUCUGAUGUGAAUUUUCACAGCACUGUGCUUGCAGGGUGCCUGGCACCUUUAAAAAUAAAAUGGGUGUCACAGAUGUCGAGGAAUAGUAUGAGAGUUUCUUGAGGGCCAUUUGCACAGAGAUGCUUGGGAAACAUUGAGCAAGGCUUGGCAUCACUGCCUAGAAGGAGUGGGGGUCUUCUCUCCUUACACUUUGAUCUGAAAUAUAAGCCAACAUCCCUGUCAUGGCGGCUGUUGGCAUCUAGUACAUCUGGUGACCGGAUGGAGAUGUCCAGCAGAACAUGACUCUGGAAGGAGCCCAAAUGAGAAUCGGUCUGUGAAGACUCUGCCUACCUGCCAGACAGGUACCAGGCAGGAAGGAGCAAAACAGGUGGACCAUGAGGCAUCACCUGAUCCCUGCCAAGACCCUCACUCUCCUACUUUUGACCAGAUCCUGGGCCCCUCCCAAGAGGCAAGAAGGGUCAUCCAACUGGUCUCACAAUUAUGAAGAGCCUCCAUGUUGGAUGCUGGAUGUUGUCUCCAAGAUGCAGGGCUACCGUCAUAGGAAUAUAAGGAGUAGAUGUCUGUCCCCCACCUUGAAGUUUGUGUCCUGUUACUGGAUCACACUACAUUACAAAUGAAAGUUAUAAAUCCUGUAAUUAUCAUGUGAUGAGGACAAUCGUUUCCCACUGUAUUUAUGCAAUAAAACAUCACUUUGUUAAACACAGACAUAUCAAAUAUUCCUCAACUUUUGUAACCUUGUUUUGACAUUUCUUAAUUAUUUUGUUAACAUACUGGGAACUUUUAAAAACAUGUUAGUGGCUAGGCUUUGGGCGACCAAGCCUCUCAUGUUUCUGUUUUCCCCCACUCCAUUAGAUACAAACGGUGACCAAGAAAGUCUUGGUGGCACCUCUGUCAGAUGAGGAGGGCAAUGCCACCAAUGCUGUCAUCUCCUUGUUGAACGAGACUGUGAUGGAGGCACCUGAGGAAGCGAAGGUGGUUAUCAAGAAGGGCCUGGAGUUCAAGGACGGCAUGAAUGUCUUAGGUCUGAUAGGGUUUUUCAUUGCUUUUGGCAUCGCCAUGGGGAAGAUGGGAGAGCAGGCCAAGCUGAUGGUGGAAUUCUUCAACAUUUUGAAUGAGAUUGUAAUGAAAUUAGUGAUCAUGAUCAUGUGGUACUCUCCCCUGGGUAUCGCCUGCCUAAUUUGUGGAAAGAUCAUUGCAAUCAAGGACUUAGAAGUGGUUGCUAGGCAACUGGGGAUGUACAUGAUCACGGUGAUUGUGGGCCUCAUCAUCCAUGGGGGCAUCUUUCUCCCCUUGAUUUACUUUGUAGUCACCAGGAAAAACCCUUUCUCCUUUUUUGCUGGCAUUUUCCAAGCUUGGAUCACUGCGCUGGGUACUGCUUCCAGGUAGAGAAUACAAGAAAUCACCUUUCUUUCUCUCUGCUCAUUCCUUUCCCCUCUCUGCCACUUCCUCUUUGCAAAACGCUUUCAUCAUAAAGUUCAAUGAGAAUGUGUUUCAUGUAUUAUUAAAAUAUUUCUGAAAAAGGUAAA
Molecule: messenger RNA, 1755 nt
Organism: Leptonychotes weddellii (Weddell seal)
Lineage: Eukaryota; Metazoa; Chordata; Mammalia; Carnivora; Phocidae
Source: RefSeq, a predicted model, not a curated record